ACUGUCCAGGAAUGGACUUGCCAGUAAUGGUGGGACUCACCUGCCUUGUGGGCUGCAAUACAGGGCUGGCCAGCGGGUGCUCCCAGCAAUCAGAGACUCAACCUGCAGCCAGCCAAACACCUGAAGCUGAUUAUGCAAGGGGUAAGGGUGGCCAGACCUGCAGUCUCUGCCUUGGUGUGUGUUUUUCCUGGGCCCUGUAUCCUGUUCCUGCAUUCCUGUUCCUGUCCCUGUCUGACUGACUCGUUGCUGACCCUGCCUGAUCUAGGACCUCUGCUGACUUCUCCUGUUUUCAUCCCUGGCUUGUGACCCCGACCAUUCUCUGCCUGACCCCUGUACCUACCUGCCCGAUUGUUAUUGACCCUGGCCCUGCCUGACGACGCUUGCA
Molecule: messenger RNA, 385 nt
Organism: Staurois parvus
Lineage: Eukaryota; Metazoa; Chordata; Amphibia; Anura; Ranidae
Source: the annotation of a GenBank genome assembly